Molecule: messenger RNA, 1077 nt
Organism: Pelobates fuscus (common spadefoot toad)
Lineage: Eukaryota; Metazoa; Chordata; Amphibia; Anura; Pelobatidae
Product: cytochrome c oxidase assembly factor 7B
Exons: 3
Coding region: 62-754 (230 amino acids)
Cellular component (GO): mitochondrial intermembrane space
Molecular function (GO): protein binding
Source: RefSeq, a predicted model, not a curated record
UUCCGGAGGUGGGCGGGGCUUCACAGCUCCAGGGUGACAGGUAGUCCAUGUGAGUGGCAAUAUGGCAGCGCCCGUGAACUUCCAGAAUGAGGAGGAGGUGAAAGAAUACCUGGAUAAUAUCGGCACGGAGUACACCUAUCAGUGCCACCGGGAGAAGCAGCCAGAAGGUUGCCAUAGACUUGCAGAGUAUUAUGAGAGCAUCCGAAAAAACUUUGAAGCUGCAGCAAAGAUACUGAAGUUGAACUGCGAGCAAAAUGAGCUUAGCGAGAGUUGCUACAAACUUGGGGGAUAUUAUGUAACUGGGAGAGGUGGGCUGCCAGUGGACCUUAAGGCUGCAUACAACUGCUUUUUAAAAUCUUGCAACAAGGGUGGAAAGAAAUCCAUCGACUCUUGCCAUAAUGUUGGUUUGCUGUUACAUGAUGGACGUGUAAAUGAUGAAAAGCCUGACCCUGUAUUAGCUAGAGAUUACUAUGAGAAGGCAUGUGAAGCCAGUUUUGCAGCAAGCUGUUUCAACCUGAGCGCCAUAUACCUGCAAGGAGAUACUGGCAUAGCACAGGACUUGAGCAGGGCUCUACAUUACUCUGAGAAGGCAUGUGACCUGGGGCACACAUGGGCCUGUGCCAAUGCUAGCCGCAUGUACAAACUGGGGGAUGGGGUAAGCCAAAAUGACUCUAAAGCAGAAACCUUUAAAAACCGGGCUAUGGAAUUACACAAGAAACAGAAGGAGAGUUCACAAAUCACUUUUGGAGAAUGAAAGCUUCACACACUCAUCUGAUCGUUUGACAACCUCCUUGUUUCAUUAAAUAAAAUCAUAAGGAUCUAUUGAAACAAUGCAGUGUAAUUUGUUUUACAGUGAAGAGGACAAGAAUAUCAAUAUGUAUUUACUUGAUGUAAUUCUAUCACAAUCUAUGUUAAAAGUUUGGCGACAUUUUCACAAUCCUCGGCUAGGCUGCAUCAGUAAUUUCUUGCCACUGCAUCUGAAUUGUUUUCCCAUGAAGCACAGUCAACUAAGAUCAUUUCUACUUAAUGGGUUUAUUUUUUUUAACCUGUAAUUGACUAAUCACGUCUGAGCAAAAA